UGCCUGAGCCAGAAGCAUUACCGACCGAUGACGUUGCGAGGGAGGUGGCUGGGAUGAGGGCAACUUGGUGAUCUCCGGCUUUCUUUAGCUUCAGCCCAAAGCCCUCGAAUAAUGCUCAGUGUUUUGACGCUUGCUCUUGAGCGUUCUCUGUUUUCUCCCAAGACUCACCUCCGCCGCAACUGAAAGCAAAACCAGAGAGGAAGCUUGCGAAACAGAUUUGCAAAGUUGUAUUGGAUCAUUUUGAAAAGCAGUAUUCCAAAGAACUUGGAGAUGCAUGGAAUACAGUAAGGUCACUAAUCUUCUAGGUCCCAGUUCUGCUGAUUGUUGAUGUAGUUGAACUCCUGGUUGGAGAGCAGUAAGUGAAGCAGCUUCAGAAUCUUGAGAGGAGGACUGAAAUGCGGCAUCUGGCCAGUGUCUUCGGACAUACUAACAUCUCCAUCUUGUUGGCAAUAUGCUGUUCUUCUUAACAGAUUCAAUUACCCUUUUGAACUGGAAAAGGAUUUACAUCUGAAGGGCUAUCACUCACUCUUUCAAGGAUCUUUACCCUACUAUCCUAAAUCAAUGAAAUGUUACCUUAGCAGAACUCCUCACAGAAUGCCUUCAGAAAGACACCAAAUUGGAAACCUAAAAAAAUACUAUCUCCUGAAUGCCGCCUCCCUUCUCCCAGUACUGGCUCUGGAAUUGAGGGAUGGGGAGAAGGUUCUGGAUCUGUGUGCCGCCCCUGGAGGCAAAUCUCUAGCUCUGCUGCAGUGUGCUUAUCCAGGUUAUCUUCAUUGUAAUGAAUACGAUAGUCUGAGAUUGAGGUGGCUGAGGCAGACGUUAGAAUCUUUCAUCCCACAGCCUUUGGUAAAUGUAAUUAAAGUGUCUGAAUUGGAUGGCAGAGAAAUGGGAGAUGCCCAGCCUGAAACCUUUGACAAGGUAUUAGUUGAUGCUCCAUGUUCAAAUGAUCGAAGUUGGUUGUUCUCUUCUGAUUCUCAGAAGGCUGCCUGUAGGAUAAGCCAAAGGAGAAAUUUGCCUCUUCUACAGAUAGAACUCUUGAGAAAUAGAAAAAAUGAUCCAAAAAUUUAUAUGGAACCACAGAAGACCCAGAAUUACGAAAGGAAUCCGGAGGAACAAAAACAAAGCAAGCAUAGCCCUCCAAGACCUCAGACAACACUGUGGAGCUUCAGUAAUCAAAAUGGUGUGGUGGCACAGAAACAGACAUGGGUCAAGGGAAGAGAACUGAGAGCCAGAAAUAAACCCACACACCAAUGGACAAUUAGUCUUCAACAAAGAAGGUCUGCAAUUAAGGCCCUACGUCCUGGGGGGCUGCUUGUAUACUCUACGUGCACACUUUCCAAGGCAGAAAAUCAAGAUGUGAUCAGUGAAGUUUUAAACUCCUACAGUGACAUCAUGCCUGUGGACAUUAAGGAAAUGGCAAGGACUUGCUCCCAAGACUUCACAUUUGCUCCCACUGGCCAGGAAUGUGGGCUCUUGGUGAUUCCAGAUAAGGGUAAAGCCUGGGGCCCAAUGUAUGUUGCGAAACUGAAAAAAUCAUGGACGACUUGAAAUUGGAGAUAUGCCUUUUGGGAACCGUUAUAUUGAUAACACAUGCAUGUAUUAUUAUAUUUCUUUUUCUAGUCUCUCUGCAUGUUAAUAUUUAAAUAAUAAUGAAUUCGCUGGAUCUGAUUGGAAUCCUAUUUAGUUAAUGUGGCAUUUCAGAACUUUUCAGGUGUAUUUUUUUCCUAGAAGUGUUUCUAUAGUAAUGAUUUAAGAUGCUGCAGAUGGUGUUUGUGCUAUAUAAUAAAUCUCUACUGUCUUUUACUUGGC
Messenger RNA from Dama dama (fallow deer), 1809 nucleotides. It is a transcript of the gene NSUN3, whose product is annotated as NOP2/Sun RNA methyltransferase 3. The record is from RefSeq and is a predicted model, not a curated record. Lineage: Eukaryota; Metazoa; Chordata; Mammalia; Artiodactyla; Cervidae. Gene Ontology annotation, cellular component: mitochondrial large ribosomal subunit. Gene Ontology annotation, biological process: rRNA methylation. Gene Ontology annotation, molecular function: methyltransferase activity. Bases 562 to 1548 code for a protein of 328 amino acids. The transcript is spliced from 8 exons.